AUGGAGGACGAUGAUGUUGAAGUCGGCCCUGGUCGCGCGAUACCUACGGAUUAUAUCCCGGUCAACCUCGUUCCAGCCAAGAAUGGAGAAAUAAUUAAGCUUGGACUCAUCACUUGCCGUGUGCUCGAAGAUGGAUCCCGGACAGACAACCGCAUUGGUGCGGCCGAGUUCACACUCCCGCCUGGCCUUUCGGGACCUCCAGCUCACUGGCAUGAGAUGCAUGAUGAAUGUUUCUUGGCAACGCAGGGCGUGAUUCGCUACCAUCUCCCAAAGAUAGAUGGCACAGAGGACAUCAUUGACGCGAAGGAGGGCGACUUCGUAGCAGUGCCGGUUCGAGCGCCGCAUACAUUCAGCAACCCGACAGACCAGGAGGCCAAGUUCGUGAAUACGUUUACCCCCUCGCAUUACAUUAACUAUUUCAAGCUCCUUGGGACAUAUGUGAAGGAGGGGAAACCAAUCUCUCCAAAGGAGCACUUGGAUGCGAUGUCAAAUUAUGCUACGCUCCCAGUGCUGCAUAAGAAGGCAGAAAAGAAAAGUAAUUAGGGAGCAUAAGAGCAAUUUACAACUGGCGUAC
This is a messenger RNA of Ilyonectria robusta, 574 nucleotides long. Its product is annotated as RmlC-like cupin domain-containing protein. The transcript is spliced from 2 exons. The coding region runs from base 1 to 543 and encodes 180 amino acids. NCBI's taxonomy places the organism in Eukaryota, Fungi, Ascomycota, Sordariomycetes, Hypocreales, Nectriaceae. The record is from RefSeq and is a predicted model, not a curated record.